AUGCUCGGAACGAAGCUGGUCUUCAGAGCGUCAUCGAUACAGUGGGGGAUCCUCGUUCUCGACGGCAGGAACAAGCUAAACCUCCAGGCACACAGCGCACAGCGAGAAGCUGCACAAUCACACACAAAACACAAGCCCGAAAAGAACCAGCACUGCUGGCACCCAGACGCGGCAGGCGGCCAGCCCAAGCGCGAAGCCGCGCAGACAAGCAGCCGAAGGGUCAGGCAAUCAAGCAACAAGCAGCAGGAGCAUGCAGGAGGAAUAAAAUCCCUUAGACGCGAUACCCGGAGGCAGCCGACUGACCACUGGCAGAAGGUAAAAAGUGCCUCAAGCGCCAGCCCAAGCGCGAAGCCACGCAGACAAAAGGUCCUGGCUCGCAAACGCGCCGCCACCUAUCAGCGCCUCACCAUGCAGCUGACGCUGGAGGCGCUCUUGUCUGGUGCCAGGCGCAUGACGCCCUUGCGGAAGCAAGCACUUCUCGAGCCAGAGGACAGCUCCUCCUCGGACUUUGUCGAGUCGCCCGAGGGGGAGUCUUCGCCGGAGGCUGCUUGUCUGCGCGGCUUCGCGCUUGGGCUGGCGAUGCCGCGUCUGGGUGCCAGCAGUGCUGUUCCUGCAGGCACUUCGUGCCUGAUGACGGACCUGCUGCUGAGGAACAAGCUAAACCUGCAUGCUCCUGCUGCUUGUUGCUUGAUCGGAAACACGUCGAGUGGCGCCGACGAUCGGCGCGGAGCUGGCGAGGCGUCUCCGUCCCUCACUGUGACGUCGGGUGCCUCCGGAGAGCUCGACACCACUGGGGUGCUUGCUGCUGGUCCGAGAUCGCCUGCUUCCUCCCCGGCAUCGGUCGGGUCACGCCGGUCCUUGGGCAUUGCUGCGGCGUCGCCGCCGUCACGGGCGGCUACCACUGACUCGGCUACCGCUGACUCGGAGGCUAGCGAGGAGGACUACCUCGAGCGGCUGCUUGUCUGCGAGGCUUCGCGCUUGGGCUGGCGCUGCCGCGUCUGGGUGCCAGCAGUGCUGGUUCUUUUCGGGCUUGUGUUUUGUGUGUGA
This is a messenger RNA of Guillardia theta CCMP2712, 1047 nucleotides long. RefSeq lists its product as hypothetical. Bases 1 to 1047 code for a protein of 348 amino acids. NCBI's taxonomy places the organism in Eukaryota, Cryptophyceae, Pyrenomonadales, Geminigeraceae. The record is from RefSeq and is a predicted model, not a curated record. The transcript has 5 exons.